GGUCUAGAAAGCAGCGAUGUCUAGCGCCUCCUCAGCACCUUCAUUGAGGCAGAUCUGCCGCCACAUCCAUCCAUCUUCUCUGCUCUCCUCUUCCUCCCUUCCCCUGUCACCCCCUCUUCUCUCCCCUCCCUGUGUUCCUCCUCUACUGUUUUUUGCUUUUCUUCUCUUCAACACUUUUCUCUUCUCCUCCUCUCCUCCUGUGUCUGGUGUGUGUGGGGAGAGGGUGACUUGCUCUCACCUGGACCCCUCCCCUCUCCUUCCCCUGGACCUGUCCUCUCCUGUCUCUACCAGCUGCCAUGGGCAUACGUUCUUCCUGCAGGCCGGAGGCGGCGUUGCGGGGAGCACCCCAGCAACCAGACUCUCCCCUCCCAGAGCAGCAGGAAGUCCUGGGCUCUGAUGAGGAUGAGCAGGAGGACCCCAACGACUACUGCAGGGGGGGCUACCACCAUGUGAGUAUCGGGGACCUGUUCAGUGGGAGGUACCACGUGAUUCGCAAGCUGGGCUGGGGACACUUCUCCACCGUGUGGCUGGCCUGGGACAUCCAGGGAAAGCGUUUCGUGGCCAUGAAGGUGGUUAAGAGUGCAGAGCACUACACAGAGACAGCCCUGGACGAGAUCAAGCUGCUCAAAACAGUCAGGAACACUGACCCCAGUGACCCCAGCAGAGAGAAGGUUGUUCAGCUGCUAGACGACUUCAAGAUCUCAGGCGUGAAUGGAACCCACGUGGUGAUGGUGUUUGAGGUGCUUGGUCACCACCUGCUCAAGUGGAUCAUCAAGUCCAACUACCAGGGUCUCCCCCUGCCCUGCGUCAAGAGCAUCAUACGGCAGGUGCUGCAGGGUCUAGACUACCUCCACACCAAGUGCAGGAUCAUCCAUACAGACAUCAAGCCUGAGAACGUGCUGCUGACGGUGAACGAGGCCUACAUCAGGAAGAUGGCCGCCGAGGCCACUGCCUGGCAGCGCUCCGGAGCCCCGCCCCCCUCCGGCUCAGCAGUAAGCACAGCCCCAGCACCCAAACAAAUGGUGAAGAUAUCUAAGAACAGGAAGAAGAAGUUGAAAAGGAAGCAGAGGAGGCAGGCGGAGCUGCUGGAGAAGAGGAUCCAAGAGAUGGAGGGAGCACCUGCGAGAGGCGAGGAGGAAGUGGAGGAGGAGGAGGAGGACACUACAGAAGCCACAGACAGCAGCUUGGCCGAUGCCGGCUCCACACUGCAGGACAUCGCCAGCGCAGAUGCCGUGACAGAGAUCUGGAGUCAGGAGGAGAAACAGCCCCCAGACUUGAGGGAGGAGGAGGAGAGGAAGGAGGAGGAGAUCAGGAGCGAGGAGCAGGACAACAGUAAGGAGAUGAACUGCAAUGGCCACGCACCCCUGGAGAGCCAGAUAACAAGGACCAAUCAGGAGCAGAGAGAGGAGGAGGACCAGCAGAAUGCUAACGAGACGCAGCCUGACCACAACGCCAUGACCAGCCAGCCCUACUCAGCAUGCAACGGGACAGGUCCUGGUGAUCCGUACGACUCCAUCCCUAUGACCCCUGACCCCGACAUGGAGGGUAAAGAACCUGGAGGGGAGGAGGAGAGGAAGGAGGAAGGGAGAGAGGAGGCAAUGGAGCUGGAAGGAGAGGCCAGAAGAGAGGCCGAGACGGAGAAACCGAACGCCUCCAUGACAGCAGACAGCCUGCUAGUGAACCCAUUGGAGCCCCAGAAUGCUGAGGCGCUGCAGGUGAAGAUGGCCGACCUGGGCAACGCCUGCUGGGUGAACAAGCACUUCACAGAUGACAUCCAGACCCGUCAGUAUCGUUCUCUGGAGGUGUUGAUGGGGGCUGGAUACAGCACCCCUGCAGACAUCUGGAGCACCGCAUGCAUGGCGUUUGAGUUGGCUACAGGGGACUACCUGUUUGAGCCUCACUCUGGAGAGGACUACUGCAGAGAUGAAGACCACAUAGCAUUGAUCAUCGAGCUGUUGGGAAAAGUUCCUCGUAAGCUCAUCAUGGUGGGGAAAUACUCGAAGGAGUUCUUCACAAAGAAAGGUGACCUGAGGCACAUCACCAGGCUGAAGCCCUGGGGUCUGCUGGAGGUGUUGGUUGAGAAGUAUGACUGGUCCAGAGAAGAGGCCCAGACCUUCUCCAGCUUCCUUCUGCCCAUGUUAGACCUGGUCCCAGAGAGGAGGCCCACGGCUGCAGAGUGUCUCCGUCAUGCCUGGAUAGCCCCCUAGAGGCCCCUUGCUGCCCUGCAUGCUGCCGCACCAUAGGGAUUACACAUGAAUACACACACACACACACACACACACACACACACACACACACACACUUUCAAACAGGAUGAUGUGUAACAACAGAUACACUCCCUGUAGAGGGCCUGUGUCUGCACAUCAUGCUCUCAUCACCCCUUGUGGACACACAAACACACACACACUGAGACUGGCUGAUAAACUCAGUUGACGCCCGUCAGUAACUCAGCUACCAGAGGACCCAGGAGCACCAUGUCAUUAUCCUGCUGUCUUUAGUCACCUGCUUGUUUCCCCCUGCCUUCUCUCUCCAUGUCUUCUAUGUUUCAAUUCCUCGUAAGUUCAGGCUUGUCAGUUGGAAGAUAUGAGAACGUGAGGCUUUCACAGGAAGGGCUGUACUACACACACCCUCAUCAACAGGAAAACACAGUUAGUUUGUAUUUUUACAUAAAGAAAUAGGACUGUCAUUUGAAAUCUGAAGAAGGGAGUGUUUUGGUGUGUAGGACUAGGUGAGAAGCUAACUGGGAGGGGCUGCAGGUUGUGUUGUCCCCCUUUUAUUCUGGUCCCUGUCCAGAAGUCUUCCUCUAGUCCCUGUCCAGAAGUCUUCCUCUGGUCCCUGUCCAGAAGCCUUCCUCUAGUCCCUGUCCAGAAGUCUCCCUCGAGUCCCUGUCCAGAAGUCUCCCUCGGUUCCCUGUCCAGAAGUCUCCCUCUAGUCCCUGUCCAGAAGUCUUCCUCUGGUCCCUGUCCAGAAGUCUCCCUCGGGUUCCUUGUCCAGAAGUCUUCCUCUUGUCCCUGUCUAGAAGUCUUCCUCGGGUCCCUGUCCAGAAGUCUCCCUCUAGUCGGGUUUGACAAGGUGUGACAGAGAAUGGCAGGUGUCAGUUUCUUUUUUCUUUUUAACAUGACUGUAACCGACAUUUCCUGUAACCGAGGCUUCACUCCUGGUUAUCCUGGAUGAAGAACACCAGAAGCCACACGUGCGACUGGUCCCCACAUGUAUCUUGUACAUGUAUGUAUCAGUUAGCCAAGGCGCUCUGUGUGUCUGCAGCUUUCCUGAACAGUUUCUAGAAGCAGAUGUUGGGUGUAAAAAGAAUGAAUAACAAUAAUUUUGCAAACAUUUGAAUGACAUUUGUAGAUGCAUUGACGAGUUUUUGCAAGUUGUUGCUGCAUUUUAAAAGCUUAUUUUCAUACUUUGGCCCUGAUACUUCCCCCAUCAACAUGCUGUUACAACAGUAUUUGAAGCCAACAAACAAAAAGGAUUGUGCAGAUACUACGGUAUGAAAGAUGUUCACCGCUCUACCAGGAAACAGGCCUCCAGUUGUCCACCCCAACCAUUAGCCUGCUACUGUUUACAAAGCACAACUCUCAUUGUCUCUCUUCCUCUCCUCGCCCCCUCCCUGCAUUUGAUUGUAAAACGACUAAAACAAAGACCUUUUUCUGUAGUUGAGAAGAAUAAAGAUUUUGAAAAAGCAGAA
Osmerus eperlanus (European smelt) is the source of this 3691-nucleotide messenger RNA. It is a transcript of the gene srpk1b, whose product is annotated as SRSF protein kinase 1b. The coding region runs from base 297 to 2207 and encodes 636 amino acids. The transcript is spliced from 15 exons. Gene Ontology annotation, molecular function: protein serine/threonine kinase activity; ATP binding. Lineage: Eukaryota; Metazoa; Chordata; Actinopteri; Osmeriformes; Osmeridae. Gene Ontology annotation, cellular component: nucleus; cytoplasm. Gene Ontology annotation, biological process: intracellular signal transduction; peptidyl-serine phosphorylation; regulation of mRNA processing. The record is from RefSeq and is a predicted model, not a curated record.